Molecule: messenger RNA, 807 nt
Organism: Prorocentrum cordatum
Lineage: Eukaryota; Dinophyceae; Prorocentrales; Prorocentraceae
Source: the annotation of a GenBank genome assembly
AUGGCGACGUGGACGGCGAGCAGAGCGUGCCUGCAGCGGAGCGCUCAGGUCUUCUGGGCCCUAGCCCUCGCCAGAGGCCCGAUCGCGAUCUGCGCGGACUGCUGGCAGGUGGUCAACGGCCUCUCGCAUCUUGAUCAAGAAUCAAUCCAGCAGUCGGGCCAAUCCUGCGAGACCAGCUUGCGCAAUGAACUGGCAGGCGCCGUGGCGCAGCGCGGGGCGGAGUUGACCAUGGCAGACAUGCGUGACGAGGCCGAGCAGUUCAUGGAGAUCGAGACCUUGUUCAGAAGUGCCUGGCGCAGAGCAGCCGCCAUCGCGCGUGACGCAUGCAAGGGCGCCGGCCCGGCCAUGCAUGAACGACCUCGGCAGGCGCCCAGCAAGGUGUCCCUGGAGCAGCACGGCUACGUCGCCGAGCGCCGCCUCGGCGGCUCGUCCACGGCGGACGUGCUGGUCGUCAGCAGGCUCGGGCAGCCCGGGGAGCUGAGCGUGGUCAAGUCGAUGGCGCUGCGGGGCCUGGACCCCGAGGGAGAUGUACGGAUUUCGCUGCCUCAGGAGAUCAAGAUCCUGAAGCGGCUCCGCCACCCGAGCAUCAUCCGCUACGUCGAGAGCUGGUGGAACGGGGUCGGGCCCGAGAGCGGGCGGCUCACGGUCGUGAUGGAGUUCGCGGAGGACCGGGACCUGCGCGAGCCCGUGAACCCUCCCUGCGCCUCGGCACGGCCAUCGACGACGCGCUGGUGCUGCUGUGGCUGCGCCAGAUGCUGGAGGGCCUGUCGUACGUUCACGGGCAGAACAUCCUCCACAGGGACCUGA